AUGGUCGUUUACCUGACUAAAGGCACUGACGCACGGAGGCUCCUAGCUGACGGGUUCUUUCACGCUGGAGGAGAAUCUGGCGUGACCAGUACCUUCGAGUAUCGACCUCGACCGAUGCAAUGUUACAAUUGCCAGGAAAUUGGACACAAGGCAUUCCAGUGCAAGAACACCCAGAAAUGCGCCAAUGCGUUCCAUGCGGGGGCCCUCAUGAAUCGUUCAGCAGAAAUUGUCAGAAACUCUACCCAUCACGACAUGAAUAAAAGCGUCCGAAUCAUUCAGCUGAAUGUGAGGAAACAGGGAGCAGUACAUGACAGUUUGAUGAACGAUGAAGAGACCCGGGACGCAGUCGCACUAGCGAUUCAGGAACCCCAAGCGAGGAGAAUCCAAGGGCGGCUCCUGACAACCCUGAUGGGACAUCACAAAUGGACUAAGAUGGUCCCCUCCACUUGGAGGGAGGGCCGAUGGGCAAUCCGUAGCAUGUUGUGGAUCAAUAGGGAUGUAGAAGCGGAGCAAGUGCCGAUCGAGUCGCCGGACCUGACCGCAGCGGUUAUCCGCCUCCCCGAGCGCCUGAUAUUUAUGGCAUCAGUCUACGUAGAGGGAGGAGAUGCCGCAGCGUUGGACGACGCAUGUGAUCGCCUCAGAAAAGCAAUCAGUAAGGUACGGCAAGACGCGGGAACAGUGGUGGAGAUUAUGAUCGUGGGGGACUUUAACCGCCACGAUCAGCUCUGGGGAGGAGACGACGUAUCUUUAACAAGACAAGGAGAAGCGGAUCCAAUCAUCAACCUCAUGAGUGAGUUCGCUCUCUGUAGCCUGCUCAAACGAGGCACGAAGACAUGGCACGGUGGAGGGCAGAAUGGGGACUGCGAGUCUACUAUCGACCUCGUCCUGGCCUCAGCUAGCUUGACAGACUCGUUGGUCAAGUGCGCAAUACACGGGACGGAGCACGGCUCGGACCACCGCGCUAUUGAGACCAUUUUCGAUGCCCCAUGGCCAGCUCCACAGCACCCGGAACGACUUUUGCUGAAAAACGCGCCAUGGAAGGAAAUUAACGCCGCCCUGGCCACCACUCCGUCGGGAGGCACGGUGCAGCAGAAAACCGACCGGCUCAUGUCUGCGGUGUCGGAGGCGGUGCAUAUUUUGACGCCGAGGGCCAAACCGUCGCCACACGCAAAGCGAUGGUGGACGGUGGACCUAACACAACUCCGUCAGAUAUACACGUAUUGGAGAAACCACGCCCGCUCGGAGCGACGCGCAGGGCGAAAGGUACCACACCUGGAAAAUAUGGCCGCAAGUGCGGCGAAACAAUACCACGAUGCUAUUCGCAAACAAAAGAAGAAACACUGGAAUGAGUUUCUUGCGGACAACGAUAAUAUAUGGAAAGCCGCGAAAUACCUGAAGUCAGGAGAUGAUGCAGCAUUCGGCAAGGUCCCACAGCUCCUCCGGGCGGAUGGAACUAUGACCGCCGAUCAUAAAGAGCAAGCGGAGGAACUACUGACCAAAUUCUUCCCGCCACUGCCGGACAGAAUUGACGAUGAAGGGAUCAGGCCGCAGAGAGCGCCCUUGGAGAUGUCCGCCAUCACUAUGGAAGAGGUCGAACGACAGCUGUUGGCGGCAAAGUCUUGGAAAGCACCUGGUGAAGAUGGCCUACCAGCGAUAGUGUGGAAGAUGACGUGGCCCGUGGUCAAGCACAGUGUUCUUGAACUAUUCCGGACGUCGCUGGAAGAAGGCGCGGUGCCUAGGCAGUGGAGACAUGCAAAGAUUAUACCACUCAAAAAACCGAACAAAGAGAACUACACCAUCGCGAAGGCCUGGAGGCCGAUUUCACUCCUCGCGACACUGGGCAAGGUACUGGAAUCAGUCAUCGCAGAAAGAAUCUCACACGCGGUGGAAACUUACGGCCUGCUUCCGACCAGCCAUUUCGGGGCCCGUAAGCAACGGUCAGCGGAGCAAGCACUCUUACUUUUACAAGAGCAAAUCUAUGCGGCGUGGCGUGGCCGACGGGUCUUGAGCUUGAUCAGCUUCGAUGUCAAAGGAGCUUACAAUGGGGUCUGUAAGGAACGAUUACUCCAGAGGAUGAAAGCGCGAGGGAUCCCGGAGGCCCUGCUUCGGUGGGUCGAAGCGUUCUGCUCGGAGCGAACGGCGACCAUCCAAAUCAAUGGGCAAGCAUCAGAGGCCCAAAGCCUCCCACAGGCCGGGCUGCCUCAGGGCUCACCCCUGUCCCCAAUCCUAUUCCUCUUCAACGCAGAUCUCGUACAGCGACAGAUCAACGGCCAGGGAGGAGCGAUUGCCUUCGUGGAUGACUUCACCGCGUGGGUGACCGGACCGAUCGCACAGAGCAACCGGCAGGGUAUUGAAACAAUCGUCAAUGAAGCACUCGACUGGGAAAGGAGAAGUGGAGCGACCUUUGAAGCAGAGAAAACCGCCAUUAUACACUUCGCCCCCAAGGCCCACAAAUCGGACUCGGAGCCAUUUACCAUUAAGGGAGAGACCGUUGAACCCAGAGACCAUGUCAAGAUUCUUGGCGUCAUCAUGGACACAAGACUCAAAUACAAGGAACACAUUGCGAGAGCGGCGUCCAAAGGCCUGGAAGCAGCGAUGGAGCUGCGACGGCUUCAGGGUCUAUCCCCAGCAACAGCACGACAGUUAUUCACCUCGACGGUGGCCUCAGUAGUGGACUAUGCCUCCAAUGUCUGGAUGCACGCUUUCAAGAAUCAGAGCGUCGGGCCGAUCAACCGAGUACAAAGGGUAGGAGCGCAGGCGAUUGUCGGGACAUUCCUCACAGUUGCAACCAGCGUAGCGGAAGCGGAGGCUCACAUCGCCACGGCGCAACACCGGCUCUAG
Messenger RNA from Penicillium cinerascens, 2841 nucleotides. RefSeq lists its product as uncharacterized. Lineage: Eukaryota; Fungi; Ascomycota; Eurotiomycetes; Eurotiales; Aspergillaceae. The record is from RefSeq and is a predicted model, not a curated record. The coding region runs from base 1 to 2841 and encodes 946 amino acids. Gene Ontology annotation, molecular function: catalytic activity; nucleic acid binding; zinc ion binding. The transcript has 3 exons.